Molecule: messenger RNA, 6966 nt
Organism: Centrocercus urophasianus (Greater sage-grouse)
Lineage: Eukaryota; Metazoa; Chordata; Aves; Galliformes; Phasianidae
Gene: CKAP5
Product: cytoskeleton associated protein 5
Exons: 45
Coding region: 119-6340 (2073 amino acids)
Biological process (GO): microtubule polymerization; centrosome duplication; establishment or maintenance of microtubule cytoskeleton polarity
Cellular component (GO): kinetochore; microtubule plus-end; spindle pole
Molecular function (GO): microtubule plus end polymerase activity; microtubule plus-end binding
Source: RefSeq, a predicted model, not a curated record
UGGGAGGUGCGGGCGGUGUUAGCGAUUUCAAACCGCGCUGAGCAGCGGCUGGACACUCGCCGCGCCCGACCUGCCGGGCCCAGGAAUUGCUGUAACUGUAGAGAGAACCUGAAUUACGAUGGGGGACGACAGUGAGUGGAUGAAACUGCCCAUCGACCAGAAGUGUGAACACAAGCUGUGGAAAGCCAGAUUAAAUGGCUAUGAAGAAGCCCUUAAGCUCUUCCAGAAGAUAGAUGAUGAGAAGAGUCCUGAAUGGUCCAAAUACCUUGGAUUGAUAAAGAAAUUUGUGACGGACUCCAAUGCAGUAGCACAGUUGAAAGGACUGGAAGCAGCACUUGCUUAUGUUGAAAAUGCUCAUGUAGCUGGGAAGACAACAGGGGAAGUAGCUUCUGGAGUUGUAAAUAAAGUAUUCAAUCAGCCAAAAGCCAGAGCAAAGGAGCUGGGUGUAGAUAUCUGUCUUAUGUAUAUAGAAAUUGAGAAAGGGGAGGCAGUACAAGAAGAAUUACUAAAGGGUCUCGACAACAAAAACCCGAAAAUCAUAGUUGCUUGUAUAGAGACACUGAGGAAAGCACUAAGUGAAUUUGGUUCAAAAAUAAUCUCACUGAAGCCAAUCAUUAAAGUAUUGCCAAAACUGUUUGAGUCUCGGGAAAAGGCUGUUCGUGAUGAAGCCAAACUCCUUGCUGUGGAGAUCUACCGUUGGAUAAGGGAUGCUCUGAGACCUCCCCUGCAGAAUAUAAAUUCUGUUCAGCUAAAAGAACUGGAAGAAGAGUGGGUCAAAGUGUCAUCAGCUGCUCCUAAGCAGACCAGGUUCCUGCGUUCCCAACAGGAGCUGAAAGCAAAAUUUGAGCAGCAACAGGCAGCUGGAGGAGAUGGAGAUGGAGGAGAUGAUGAUGAGGAAGAAGCAGUACCACAAGUAGAUGCAUAUGAGUUGCUUGAAGCUGUAGAAAUUCUUUCAAAGCUUCCGAAGGACUUCUAUGAGAAAAUAGAAGCAAAAAAGUGGCAGGAAAGGAAAGAAGCUCUAGAGGCUGUGGAAUUGCUGGUGAAAAAUCCAAAGUUAGAAUCAGGAGACUAUGCAGACUUGGUGAAAGUUCUCAAAAAGGUUGUUGGAAAGGAUACAAAUGUUAUGCUGGUUGCUUUAGCUGCCAAAUGCCUUGCUGGACUGGCUUCUGGCCUCCGAAAGAAAUUUGGACAAUAUGCAGGACAUGUUGUUCCAACAAUCUUAGAGAAAUUUAAAGAGAAGAAACCUCAGGUAGUGCAAGCACUGCAGGAAGCCAUUGAUGCAAUCUUUCUUACUACCACAUUGCAGAACAUAAGUGAAGAUGUGUUGGCAGUGAUGGACAACAAAAAUCCAACAAUUAAGCAGCAGACAUCCCUUUUCAUUGCAAGAAGCUUUCGACACUGCACACCUUCUACUCUGCCAAAAAGUCUGUUGAAACCUUUCUGUGCUGCACUUCUCAAGCAUAUCAAUGAUUCUGCUCCUGAAGUUAGAGAUGCUGGUUUUGAAGCAUUAGGCACUGCAUUGAAGGUUGCUGGAGAGAAAGCUGUGAAUCCUUUUCUAGCAGAUGUCGACAAACUAAAGCUUGAUCGGAUUAAAGAGUGUGCAGAGAAGGUAGAACUGGUUUAUGGUAAAAAGGCUGGAGCUGCUGAGAAGAAAGAAGGCAAGCCUGUUGCUGGAAAGACACCUGCGCUUUCAGGCACUGCUGGAGAUAAAGAAAUAAAAGAUGCAGCAGCCAAGCCAGGACCACAGAAAAAAGCACCUGCUGUGAAACCUGGGGGCCCACCUAAGAAAAGCAAACCAGCUGCAGCUGCAGGUACAGGAGGUGCUGGAGCUAAAGGCAAGAAGGGUCCUGAGACCAAAGAGAUAUUUGAAUCUGAGCUCUCGAUAGAAGUUUGUGAGGAGAAAGCUGCUGCUGUCCUUCCAGCUUCCUGUAUCCAGCAGCUGGACAGUGGUAACUGGAAAGAGAGACUUGCCUCCAUGGAAGAGUUUCAGAAGGCUGUUGAGCUUAUGGAGAGAAGUGAAAUGCCUUGCCAAGCUCUAGUAAGAAUGCUGGCCAAGAAACCUGGUUGGAAGGAAACAAACUUUCAGGUGAUGCAGAUGAAACUGCAUAUAGUUGCAUUGAUUGCACAGAAAGGAAACUUCUCCAAGACUUCAGCACAGGUUGUAUUGGAUGGUCUUGUAGACAAGGUUGGUGAUGUGAAAUGUGGGAGCAAUGCAAAAGAAGCCAUGACAGCAAUAGCUGAGGCAUGCCAACUGCCAUGGACUGCUGAGCAGGUUGUGGCUAUGGCUUUCUCUCAAAAGAACCCUAAAAACCAGUCGGAAACUUUGAACUGGCUCUCAAAUGCAAUUAAAGAGUUUGGCUUUUCUGGAUUGAAUGUCAAAGCUUUCAUUAGUAAUGUGAAGACAGCUCUUGCUGCAACUAACCCAGCUGUAAGGACUUCUGCCAUUACCUUGCUGGGAGUCAUGUAUCUUUAUGUGGGACCAUCUUUACGAAUGUUUUUUGAGGAUGAAAAGCCAGCCCUUCUCUCUCAGAUUGAUGCAGAAUUUGAAAAGAUGCAAGGACAGACAGCACCAGCCCCAACUCGUGGCAUUUCCAGGCACAGUGGAGGAAGUGGGGAUGAUGGUGAGGAAGAGGAACAGGAAGAUGUUGGGAAUGAUGUUGUGGAUCUUCUGCCAAGAACAGAUAUUGGUGAUAAGAUCACAGCUGAGCUAGUGGCUAAGAUUGGGGACAAAAACUGGAAGAUCAGGAAAGAAGGUCUAGAUGAAGUGGCAAGCAUUAUUAACGAUGCCAAGUUCAUACAGCCCAAUAUAGGAGAACUUCCUGCAGCUUUGAAGAGUCGUCUCAAUGACUCCAAUAAAAUCUUGGUGCAACAAACGCUGAGCAUUCUUCAGCAGCUGGCAACAGCAAUGGGCCCCAAUAUCAAACAGCAUGUGAAAAAUUUGGGCAUUCCUGUCAUUACAGUCCUUGGAGACAGUAAGAAUAAUGUUCGUGCUGCUGCACUAGCAACUGUGAAUGCCUGGGCUGAACAAACUGGCAUGAAAGAGUGGCUGGAAGGAGAAGACCUAUCUGAGGAACUCAAAAAAGAAAAUCCUUUUCUAAGGCAAGAGCUUCUUGGUUGGUUGGCUGACAAGUUGCCUACCCUCCGCACUGUUCCUUCUGACCUGCUCUUAUGUGUGCCUCACCUCUACUCCUGCCUUGAAGAUCGAAAUGGAGAUGUGCGUAAAAAGGCUCAGGAUGCCCUGCCAUUCUUUAUGAUGCAUCUUGGCUUUGAGAAGAUGGCAAAAGCCACCGGCAAGCUGAAGCCUACUUCCAAAGACCAGGUACUGGCCAUGCUUGAAAAAGCCAAAGCCAAUAUGCCAGCCAAACCAGCUCCGCCUGCUAAAGCAUCCUCCAGAGUGGGAGGGGGAGCAGCUCCAGCCAAAUUCCAACCUGCAUCAGCUCUUACAGAAGAUUCAGGGUCAAAUAGCAUGGAAUCUAAGCCUGAUCCCAAAAAAGCCAAAGUAGGAGGAACUUCCUCUAAAACUAAGCAGUCAGAUGUUAAUAGCAGUGUGUCCAAGGGCAGUACCAGCCUGUCCAAAACUAAUACAAACUUCAGCAAAGGCAAUACCAGACUGACAAAGAGCAAAUCUAUCAAACAGGGCGUACAGGGGAAGAAAAUAUUAAACAAGCCUACUUUAAAGGAGGAUGAUGACAAAUCGGGUCCCAUUUUUAUCAUAGUCCCAAAUGGGAAAGAACAGAGAAUGAAAGAUGAAAAAGGACUGAAGGUGUUGAAGUGGAACUUCACUACUCCUCGUGAUGAAUACAUUGAACAGCUGAAAACUCAAAUGUCCAGUUGUGUAGCCAAAUGGUUACAGGAUGAGAUGUUUCAUGCAGACUUCCAGCACCACAACAAAGCACUGGCUGUUAUGAUUGAGCAUUUGGAGAAUGAGAAAGAAGGAGUCAUCAGCUGCCUGGAUCUGAUCCUGAAGUGGCUUACUCUUCGGUUCUUUGAUACCAACACAAGUGUUCUUAUGAAAACGCUUGAAUACCUUAAAUUGCUGUUCAAUAUGCUGAGCCAAGAGGAGUAUCACCUUACAGAAAAUGAAGCAUCGUCUUUCAUCCCGUAUCUCAUCAUAAAGGUAGGAGAACCAAAAGAUGUCAUCCGCAAAGAUGUGCGUGCCAUCCUGAAUAGGAUGUGUCUCAUAUAUCCAGCCAGCAAAAUGUUUACUUUCAUCAUGGAGGGGACAAAAUCUAAAAACUCAAAACAGCGUGCAGAGUGCCUGGAAGAGCUUGGAUGUCUGGUUGAAUCUUAUGGCAUGAACGUAUGCCAGCCAACUCCAGGGAAAGCCUUGAAAGAAAUGGCAACUCAUAUUGGUGAUAGAGACAACACCGUUCGCAAUGCUGCACUGAACACCAUUGUAACUGUCUACAAUGUUCAUGGUGACCAAGUAUUCAAGCUGAUUGGAAAUCUGUCAGAGAAAGACAUGAGCAUGUUGGAGGAGAGAAUAAAACGGUCAGCCAAGAGACCAUCUGCUGCUCCAGUGAGACAGGCAGAGGAGAAACCUCAGCGUAUCCAAAACAUCAGUGCGAAUGCUAGCAUGCUGCGGAAGGGGCCAGCUGAGGAUAUGUCUUCCAAACUCAACCAAAAUCGCAAUAUGGGCAGUCACUCUGAGACAGCACAUACAGUUCCACGGGAAUUUCAGCUGGAUCUUGAUGAAAUUGAAAAUGAUAACGGUACUGUCAAAUGUGAGAUGCCAGCACUUGUACAGCACAAACUAGAUGACAUCUUUGAGCCGGUCCUGAUUCCUGAGCCCAAAAUCCGUGCUGUGUCGCCACACUUUGAUGACAUGCACAGUAGCAUUGCUUCUACCAUCAACUGUGUCAUUUCUCAAGUAGCCAGUGGUGAUAUAAAUACAAGCAUUCAGGCUCUAGCACAGAUUGAUGAAGUUUUCAGACAGGAAGACAAAGCAGAAGUUAUGUCUGGCCACAUUGACCAAUUUCUAAUAGCUACACUUAUGCAGCUUCGGUUAAUCUACAAUACACACAUGGCAGAUGAGAAGCUAGACAAAGAUGAGAUAGCAAAACUUUACAGCUGUAUUAUUGGGAGCAUGAUAUCGCUGUUCCAGGUAGAGAGUCUGGCUCGAGAAGCCUCUGCUGGUGUGCUAAAGGACCUAAUGCAUGGUCUUAUUACAUUAAUGCUGGAUUCUCGAGUUGAAGACCUCGAGGAGGGUGAGCAGGUCAUCCGAUCGGUCAAUCUCUUGGUAUUGAGGGUUCUUGAAAAGUCUGACCAGACCAACAUUUUGAGUGCUCUGCUUCUUUUACUUCAAGACAGUCUGCUAGCAACAGCCAGCUCUCCUAAGUUUUCAGAACUUGUCAUGAAGUGUCUGUGGAGAAUGGUGCGUCUUCUGCCAGAAACCAUUAACAGCAUCAAUCUGGAUCGGAUUCUACUGGAUAUCCACAUUUUUAUGAAGGUCUUUCCCAAAGAGAAGCUGAAGCAGUGUAAGAGUGAGUUUCCUAUAAGGACAUUGAAGACUCUGCUUCACACCCUGUGCAAGCUGAAAGGGCCCAAGAUCUUAGAUCACCUAACGAUGAUAGAAAACAAAAACGAAUCUGAGCUGGAGGCUCACCUGUGUAGAGUAAUGAAGCAUUCCAUGGACCAGACUGGAAGCAAAGCUGAUAAAGAUACAGAAAAGGGGGCUUCUCGCAUAGAAGAAAAAGCUUCAAAAGCCAAAGUGAAUGAUAUUUUGGCAGAAAUAUUUAAGAAGAUUGGCUCCAAGGAGAACACCAAGGAGGGUUUGGCAGAGCUGUAUGAAUACAAAAAGAAAUAUUCUGAUGCAGAUAUUGAGCCCUUCCUGAAAAACUCAUCUCAGUUCUUCCAGAGCUACGUGGAAAGAGGCCUCCGGCUCAUAGAAACGGAAAGGGAGGGGAAAGGACGCAUUGCUUCUUCUACAGGAAUUUCUCCUCAGGUGGAAGAAACGUGUGUUCCUGUUUCUACCCACACUGUAUCUUCAUCUAUAGGAAACACAAAUGGGGAGGAAGUGGGGCCUUCAGUUUACUUGGAACGAUUAAAAAUCCUCAGGCAACGUUGUGGCCUUGACAAUGCAAAGCAGGAAGACAGAGCACCUCUGACAUCUCUGCUCUCUAAACCAGCAGUCCCUACAGUUGCCUCCUCUACUGAUAUGCUUCAUAGUAAGCUCUCCCAGCUCCGUGAGUCACGAGAACAGUACCAACAUCUGGAUCUGGACUCCAAUCAGACUCAUUCUUCUGGCAUUGGAACUACCACAGCUUCAUCCUCUUCUGCAGCAGCUAAUAUUGAUGACUUGAAAAAAAGAUUGGAGAGAAUAAAAAGCAGUCGCAAAUAGAGAGGCAGCAUCACGGUUGCUGUCUUCAGCUUUAGUUUACUAAACUAGAAGUCUUCAUAGUUAAGUGGCCUCGUUUAGGCCUGAUGUAUACAAACUGGUUUAUGUAUAAUACAGUGGAUUUUGGAGGGACUGGGUCAUUGUGGCACAAGUAUUUGUACAUAAUCUGCUUCGCAGUGAGCAUCUCUUGACAAUAGAAGGCUGUCUGUGUAUUAGUUUUAGUGUACAGACCUGUAAACAACCAUCCUCUUGCUCAGACUAGUUUCUCAUAACUUUUUUUAUUUGUAAUGUCUUUAAGACCUUUUUUCCUAGUUCUUAACUCUUAGAAAGUCUUUAGUGAUUUCACUUUUAAUUUUGUGAAUUCUUCUCCAUGUAAUCCUUGAACUGUUGAUUCUAUAUGGACACAUGGCAUGAAGUAACUAAUUUAAGUGUCUUUUGUAAAUAAAGUUUGCAUUAACUAUACCAGUCUUUAUAGGAACAGCAGUGACUGCUGGUGAGAGAAGUUGCUGUCUAUUCCUGAAUGUUAGUGACUGGGCAUCUAGAAAUUGAACUAAGCUAUUCUUGAAAUGAACCUAAAGCUUGGAUAUUUUAUAGGGAAGAUGAGUGAAUAUAUUAUCUCUGGGUUGCAA